Messenger RNA from Leptinotarsa decemlineata (Colorado potato beetle), 710 nucleotides. RefSeq lists its product as uncharacterized. The record is from RefSeq and is a predicted model, not a curated record. Lineage: Eukaryota; Metazoa; Arthropoda; Insecta; Coleoptera; Chrysomelidae.
AGUCAUGAAUGAGCGACCAAUGGGUUAAACAAUGUUAGCGUAGCAGAACAUGAAUCGUUUUUGGGUGGAGACGAAUUGGAAAACCAUUCUGUUCUCCGCGGUUUUUUUGCUCAGUUGUUGGCAAGCACAGUGCAUUCACGUACACGAGCAGGAGCAAUAUCAACAGCUGGGAUUUCCAGGAAGGAAGCCUUAUUUUCAAAAAUCGGUGUACCAAGCUAUUAGCAUUCGCACGGGGUCAAAUGACUUUUUAUAUUUGAAAAAUGGACCAAUAAUUUUAGAAAACUGUGAGUCAAUCGAAACCAAGAUUCAGAUAGUAUUCGAUAAGAAUAAGUAUGAACCAGUGAUAAACACGUUGGACAACUGUGGAAUAUUUUUUUUCCUGUAUGUGAAAAAUCACACGUUUUUGGAUAGACAUCCGUUGGAUUAUAUACAUCUUAGAGCUGUCCACGAAGAAUACAUCUUUGAUAUGGCAUCAAUAGUGGUGAUGACCAAGGAAAGUCAGGACUCCAACAAUCACAUUUUUGACGUCGAUGGAACAGAUUACAUUAUACUGAAUUAUUUCCAAUUCAAAAUAUUUCUCUAUACCAUUCUUUCAAUCAGUAUUUUAAUAUUAUACGCCGAAAUAAAGGAUUUAUUGAUGCGAUAUCGAAAUAGGGAUAUGUACCGGCAAUUGAGUGAUACAAUAAAUUAUAUUUAAUGUUUUUUUGAAA